This is a messenger RNA of Aspergillus versicolor CBS 583.65, 1860 nucleotides long. RefSeq lists its product as uncharacterized. Gene Ontology annotation, molecular function: rDNA binding; RNA polymerase I general transcription initiation factor activity. Gene Ontology annotation, cellular component: RNA polymerase I upstream activating factor complex. The record is from RefSeq and is a predicted model, not a curated record. The annotation marks the transcript as partial. The transcript is spliced from 2 exons. Gene Ontology annotation, biological process: transcription initiation at RNA polymerase I promoter; nucleolar large rRNA transcription by RNA polymerase I. NCBI's taxonomy places the organism in Eukaryota, Fungi, Ascomycota, Eurotiomycetes, Eurotiales, Aspergillaceae.
AUGAGCAGCUCUGACCUCUACGAGUUGGAGGACAGUGACGGGCUAUGGGAUUCUCCUUCUAUAACACCACGAGCAGCGAGAUGUACACGUGCUCAGGCGUUGAAAUUCUUCCGAGCAUCACUUUCAGAUUCCUCAAUCGAGUCGUACAGGCAACUUCUAGACCAGACAUUCAAGGACAAGCCUGACAGCAAAGAAGACAAGUUCAAUACAACGCAGGAUGGGGUUGUGGUCUGGACUCCACAGGAGAAACGAGUGCUCUUCGAUAUCUUGGACAAGAAAGGGCGAGAUGGUAUCCGGGAAAUUGCCGCAUCAAUCAGGUCCAAAUCGGAGCCUGAAAUCCUGGAGUAUAUUAGGCUUCUCCAGAAAGGUGUGCGACGGCAACAUUUUAACGACACCCAUUCCAGAACCGCUAUCCUAGGCGAAAUUCCAGCUGCAGCUGAGAUUGGUGAAGAAUGUUGUGACUCACUUGAUGGGUAUGCUGAAUUGCUUUGCUUGGAAGAACAGAACGAGGAAGAUAGUGCUGGUAAAGAAAGGCACAAAGAUUUGUGGAUCAUCAACGAGGAAAUGGAUCAGGAUCUCGCAGUUAACGUGAACAAGAUGCCGGAUGAAAAGUUCACUUCUAACCUCAACGUCGACUCCGCUGCUGCAUUUUUCAAAAUGACAAGAUGGAUUCUACUUUCAGAACGCUUUUUUAUGAAUUUUGGUGGCGAGAGGUUCGAAGACAAUUGGGUCAAUAUAGCCUUCAAAGGCGAGACCCCGUCGAUGACGGCUGAUGUUUUAACCGAUUUUUAUGAAAUCGCCCUCGCUGUAACUCGCCGUCUGAUCCAUGCAACGCAUUUCUUUGCCUCGUCAAGGAUACUUCAGAGCGGGAAGGCGAGCCGUCCUUCAGCAACAGUCGUGAGAUCGUUCGACGUCAAAAGGGCGGCCCGCACGCUCAAUAUGAAGACUGACAGUUCCGAGUUUUGGGUGGGAUUAGCGCGGCGUUGCACUCUUGAUGUCGAGGAUAGACGUCAUAGGAAGGGCUGGAAUCCUAUCCCUUUGGAUCAUGAUGAAGUCGAAUCUCUACUCUCCCAGAAGGCGCUGCCCCAAGAACCUUACGGAAGGAUCUCACCAAAUUCAAGUCAAACCUCAGAGAAGGACUUUGCUAAUAUCGCCAACGAUCCUUCAUCGGAGUUCGUCGAGGAGGACUCAAGUGAUCCCGAAGAUGAGCAUGCCGAAGCACUCGAUCAACAAUGCAAUUCAGCCGAAGAGCUACUGUGCUGGACCACAAUGGAUCAAUCACCUCCGGCAAUCCCAAAAAGCGAGUUCCCAAGCAAUCAAAUCCCUGCGAGGCCAUCAGGCAAGCGUAAAACAACAGAAGAGCUAGCCGACUGGCGCGACCGAACUCUAUAUCGGAGCGAAUGGGAAGAGUACGGUUAUGAGACCGAAGAGAUAGACAGCGAGUUCAAAAACCAGCACAAGAGGCGCCGGUUAACGGUCCAUUUUCGCCCACUUUCCGAAGUCCAUUCUCAGGUCAUCAACCGGGAAUCUUCAGGUCGGGGAGGAGACGGACAAGGGGAAGAGGAGGAAGCAGCAGCAGCAGCAAAUGCUCAACUAGGAUAUCAAUCAGAUGCCACCGAUCCUGAGUUCCGACCAGGAUCCCGAGACCGUGGACAAAAGACCAAGUCGACAUUUAUCUCGCGGACAAGCUCUCGCAAACGCACACCUGUUUCGUAUGCGCCACCACCGCUGCUUGACUUUAAUAUGGAGAUGGAAGUAGACUCGGAAUCGAAUGAUGAAUACUCAAGCCCAGACAACCAACAAGGUGACGAGCCAGUCAUCCAGCCAAAGGGAUCUGAGGAUGAAGAUCAUGAAGAAGAG